AUGCCCCUUACAAUCGACUUUAGCAACAAACUCGUCCUCAUCACAGGCGGCGGACGCGGUAUCGGCCUCGCCAUCUCCACCGCCCUUGCCCAAGCCGGCGCGGACCUCGCCAUCACAUACACAUCCACCGACGCUUCUCCCGUCGCCGACAAGCUGAGCAACGAGUAUGGUGUCACAGUCAAGGCUUUCAAAUGUGAGGUGACAGAGAGCGAGGAGGUGGAUCGGGUUGUGGGGGAGGUGGGGAAGGUGUUUGGGAAGGAGGUGGACAUUGGAGUGGCUAAUGCCGGCGUGUCUUUAUGGAAAGACGCUCAUGAGAACACUGACGGCAACAUAUUCGCCGUCAACACCUACCACCCUUACUACCUCUCCCGCGCCCUCGUCCGCUCAUGGCUCCACCUCCCCAUCCCCGUAUCCUCCUCCUCCUCCUCCUCUUUUUCUUCUCCCAGCAAAGAGGACCUCGACAUCCCCAGCAUCAAAGGCCUCAACCUUAAAAAACAGAUUUUGUUCGUAUCCAGCAUCUCCGCUUUGGUCGCUAUGAACCCGCAGAGACAGACGGCGUAUAACGCUAGUAAGGGGGCGGUGACCAUGAUGGCCAAGUCUUUGGCGGGCGAAUGGUCGCAUCUAGGGCUACGUAUCAACAGACAUGAUCGCCUCUCCCCCGACGCCACCGCCGCCUCCUGGGUCUCCGAAUGGGAGAAACGUACCCCCGUCGGCCGCUUCGCCUCCCCCGCCGAGAUCGGUGAAUUCAUCGCGGUUUUAUUGUCAGAGAAGAUGGGUGGGGGCGGGUUUAUGGUGGGGAGUGAUGUCGUUGUGGACGGAGGGUAUACUGUCUUUUGA
Molecule: messenger RNA, 837 nt
Organism: Cryptococcus wingfieldii CBS 7118
Lineage: Eukaryota; Fungi; Basidiomycota; Tremellomycetes; Tremellales; Cryptococcaceae
Product: cytoplasmic protein
Exons: 6
Coding region: 1-837 (278 amino acids)
Cellular component (GO): intracellular anatomical structure
Molecular function (GO): oxidoreductase activity, acting on NAD(P)H, oxygen as acceptor
Source: RefSeq, a predicted model, not a curated record